AUGGUCACAGAAGCAGGUAUCAUCGGAAAGAUAGGGCUAAACGAAUUAGGCGUCGGUGUCUGUCUAAACGCCAUAAAAGUCCCAGGCUGUGACACGACGCGUAUGCCAGUUCAUCUGGCAUUACGUUUAGUACUGGAGAGUUCAUCUUCUGACCAUGCAGUUCAAGAGCUGGAGAAGGUUGGAUUAGCUGCGUCUGCACAUCUUCUAGUCGCUGAUAAAGAAAAAGCCUUUGGACUUGAAUCUACAGCAAAGACUAUAAUGUUGAUUACUGCAGAUGAACGUGGCCAAAUAUUUCAUGCGAAUCAUUUGUUGUUAGACCAUGAGGGUUCUGUUGAUGCGGGUUGGUUGGUGGAUUCGCCGUGUCGACAGCGACGGAUUCAGGAAUUGGCGACCAGGUAUGAUGUAUCGACUGAUCGAGAGCCGGGCAUGAGGGAUGUUACUUGUAUGUUGGAUGAUCAUGAUGGAUUUCCGUAUUCGAUUUGUCGGUAUGAGGAGGGUCCUCUGGGGAUGGAUGCUACGCUUUUUAGUAUAGUUAUGGAGCUUCGGGGUACAAAGGCUACUGUCUAUUUGGGGAGACCAUGCAAGCCUGAGGAGACAAUCUUUUUGGAUUUAUGA
This is a messenger RNA of Penicillium malachiteum, 615 nucleotides long. RefSeq lists its product as uncharacterized. The record is from RefSeq and is a predicted model, not a curated record. Lineage: Eukaryota; Fungi; Ascomycota; Eurotiomycetes; Eurotiales; Aspergillaceae. The transcript has a single exon. Bases 1 to 615 code for a protein of 204 amino acids.